CAACAUGAAUCUUGAAGACCGGAAUGUGCUGCGUAUGAAAGAAAGGGAAAGGCGGAAUCAGGAAAUUCAGCAGGGUGAAGACGCCUUCCCACCUAGCUCUCCUCUCUUUGCUGAGCCAUACAAAGUUACUAGCAAAGAAGAUAAGUUAUCAAGUCGUAUUCAGAGUAUGCUUGGAAACUACGAAGAAAUGAAGGAUUUCAUAGGAGACAGAGCUAUACCAAAGCUUGUUGCAAUUCCCAAGCCUGCAAUACCAACAACAGAUGAUGAAAAAUCAAAGCCAAAUUUCUUUGAACAGAGACAUGGAAACUCUCAUCAGAGUAGCAAAUGGACCCCUGUAGGACCUGCACCGGGCCCUUCUCAGUCUCAGAAGCGGUCCUCAGGCUUACAGAGUGGACAUAGUAGCCAGAGGACCAGUGCAAGCAGUAGCAGCACUAACAGCACUGGCCAGAGGCAUGAUCGUGACUCAUAUGGCAGCAGCCGGAAAAAAGGCCAGCAUGGAUCAGAACACUCCAAAUCACGAUCUUCUAGCCCUGGAAAACCCCAGGCUGUUUCUUCAUUAAGCUCUAGUCAUUCCAGAUCUCAUGGGAGUGAUCACCAUGGCAAGGAACAUCAGCGAUCCAAAUCACCUCGAGACCCUGAUGCCAAUUGGGAUUCUCCUUCCCGUGUACCUUUUUCAAGUGGGCAACACUCAAAUCAGUCUUUCCCACCUUCGUUGAUAUCAAAAUCCAGUUCAAUGUUACAGAAGCCCACUGCCUAUGUGCGGCCCAUGGAUGGGCAGGAGUCCAUGGAACCAAAGCUGUCCUCUGAGCAUUAUAGCAGCCAGUCUCAUGGCAACAGUAUGACUGAGCUGAAGCCCAGCAGCAAAGCACAUCUCACCAAGUUGAAAAUACCUUCCCAGCCAUUGGAUGCAUCAGCUUCUGGUGAUGUGAGCUGUGUGGAUGAAAUUCUGAAAGAGAUGACGCACUCAUGGCCUCCCCCUCUAACGGCUAUUCAUACACCUUGCAAAACAGAACCUUCCAAAUUUCCUUUUCCAACUAAGGAGUCUCAGCAGUCCAGUUUUGGCCCGGGAGAACAAAAAAGAUAUAAUCCUGCUAAAACUUCAAAUGGCCACCAGUCUAAAUCUAUGUUAAAAGAUGACUUAAAACUAAGCAGCAGUGAAGACAGUGAUGGGGAACAGGAUUGUGAUAAAACAAUGCCAAGAAGUACACCAGGAAGCAACUCUGAACCUUCACAUCAUAAUAGCGAAGGAGCAGAUAAUUCCAGGGAUGAUUCUAGCAGCCACAGUGGAUCUGAAAGCAGCUCUGGAUCUGACUCAGAAAGUGAAAGUAGUUCCAGUGACAGUGAGGCAAAUGAGCCAUCCCAGAGUGCCUCUCCUGAGCCUGAACCACCACCAACAAACAAAUGGCAACUUGAUAAUUGGUUGAAUAAAGUAAACCCACAUAAAGUUUCACCAGCUUCUUCUGUAGAUAGUAACAUUCCAUCAUCUCAAGGCUACAAAAAAGAAGGCCGUGAGCAGGUUACUGGGAAUAGCUACUCUGACCCAACUGGGCCUAAAGAAUCGAGUUCUGCUACUCCUGGGCGAGACUCCAAAACCAUCCAAAAGGGAUCAGAAAGUGGGCGCGGGAGGCAGAAGUCUCCUGCACAGAGUGAUAGCACAACACAGAGGAGAACUGUAGGCAAAAAACAACCCAAAAAAGCUGAGAAGGCAGCUGCUGAAGAGCCUCGGGGUGGCCUGAAGAUAGAAAGUGAAACCCCCGUAGACAUGGCUACCAGUAUGCCCUCCAGCAGACACAAAGCAGCCACCAAAGGCUCAAGGAAACCCAAUAUAAAAAAGGAAUCCAAAUCUUCCCCUCGACCUACAGCAGAAAAAAAGAAAUACAAGUCAACAAGUAAAUCUUCCCAGAAAUCAAGGGAAAUCAUAGAAACAGAUACCUCGUCCUCAGAUUCAGAUGAAAGUGAAAGCCUUCCUCCGUCCUCACAAACUCCUAAGUACCCUGACAGCAACAGGACUCCCGUGAAACCCUCCUCCGUGGAGGAAGAAGAUAGUUUUUUCCGGCAACGAAUGUUCUCUCCUAUGGAAGAGAAGGAACUCCUUUCACCCCUCAGUGAGCCUGAUGACAGGUAUCCACUUAUUGUGAAGAUAGACUUGAAUCUCUUGACCAGAAUACCAGGAAAGCCUUACAAAGAAACAGAACCACCUAAGGGGGAAAAGAAAAAUGUGCCAGAAAAGCACACAAGAGAGGCUCAGAAGCAAACCUCAGAAAAAAUUUCCAAUAAAGGAAAGAGGAAGCAUAAGAAUGAAGAUGAUAAUCGAGCCAGUGAGAGCAAAAAACCCAAAACAGAGGACAAGAACUCAUCAGGCCACAAGCCUUCCAGCAACAGAGAGUCAUCUAAGCAGACUGCUGCAAAAGAAAAGGAAUUGUUACCUUCACCUGCUGGGCCUGUACCUUCAAAAGAUCCAAAAACAGAGCAUGGCUCUCGAAAGAGGACUAUCAGUCAGUCAUCUUCCUUAAAGUCAAGCAAUAACAACAACAAGGAGAAUAGUGGCAGCAACAAAAACAGUUCCUCCACAUCAAAGCAGAAAAAAACUGAAGGGAAAACUUCCAGUAGCUCCAAGGAGGUUAAGGAAAAGGCUCCAAAUAGCUCUUCUAAUUGUCCUCCAUCAACACCAAUUCCUGAUGCUUCUAAACCUCGGAGAACGAAGCUUGCCUUUGAUGACAGAAAUUACUCAGCAGACCAUUAUUUACAAGAAGCAAAAAAACUAAAGCACAAUGCAGAUGCAUUGUCUGAUAGGUUUGAGAAAGCAGUAUACUACCUUGAUGCUGUGGUGUCCUUUAUUGAAUGUGGGAAUGCAUUAGAGAAGAAUGCUCAGGAAUCCAAAUCCCCAUUCCCGAUGUAUUCAGACACAGUGGAGCUCAUCAAAUACACUAUGAAGCUAAAGAAUUACUUGGCACCAGAUGCUACAGCAGCAGAUAAAAGACUUACAGUGCUUUGCCUGAGAUGCCAGUCUUUGCUGUACCUGAGGCUAUUCAAACUGAAGAAGGAAAAUGCUCUGAAGUACUCAAAGACACUGACAGAGCACCUGAAAAAUUCUUACAAUAAUUCUCAAGCACCAUCCCCUGGCUUAGGAAGCAAAGCUGUUGGGAUGCCUUCCCCUGUGUCUCCAAAGCUGUCACCAGGCAAUUCAGGAAAUUAUUCUUCUGGGGGCAGUAGUUCAGCAAGUGGUUCUUCAGUGACCAUUCCACAGAAGAUCCACCAGAUGGCAGCCAGCUAUGUUCAGGUUACAUCCAACUUUCUCUAUGCCACCGAAAUUUGGGACCAAGCUGAGCAGCUUUCCAAAGAGCAAAAAGAAUUCUUUGCUGAACUGGAUAAAGUAAUGGGCCCUCUCAUCUUUAAUGCAAGCAUCAUGACAGAUCUAGCUCGUUACACCCGGCAGGGACUGCACUGGCUUCGCCAGGAUGCCAAGUUGGUAUCUUGAACUGAACACAUUCUCGUUGCCUCUGAUUUUCUCCACAACACUGUGUCACAUCACAAAGGAAAACUGCCAUAACAUGUCACCCAGUCAACACUAAGAGUGAGGAAUGAGUUUCUCCUCCUUGGUUCAUGUGUUGUUUAUAACCCAAAGCUAUUGUAUCAGUUGACCCCUUCAAUAUUCCCAAUGUGAAAAAUUAUUUAAACGCUAAAUGUUAAAUGUUAUUUAAAUGUUAAAUCUGCAGCACAUUGAUAAAAUGAUGUUGUAAUCUAUAAUAUGAUUGAAUUCCAGUUGCAGUUUGUAACUAACCAAGUAAAAUUCUAUUUAUUUUAAUUUUUUUAGGUUCCCAGAUUGGGGCUUGUUUAAAACUUAGUUAUUUCUGCUUAUAAAUUUACUCUGUUGAAUAUUUAGCAUAAACAUAAUGUAGGCAUUUUUAUUUAUAUAUUUUGGGAGCUUCAUUACCUAAUUUUUUUUGUGGUAGCUCUUCUGUGAGUAAAUAGGGAUAUGUUCUUUCUAUCUCUACUACCUGAUAUUAUUUCAAAUCUUAGCGACAGUUUUAUUAUUGUAAUAUUUAUACUUAGUACUAAGCAUUCUUCUACACAUAAGAAAUCAUUUAAAUAGGAGAAGAUGACAUUCGACAUGGAUGUAAAAAAAAUGAAAUGUGUCUGAUUCGGUAUGCAUUAUUUCAAAACUGUGAAUGUGUGUUAACACUAUAACAAUCACAAGGUGACUAUAACUUGCAUUUAAUGCAUUACAAAAGAGACCAGGCAGACAUUCUAGGAGAAGCAUAUCAUUUUGAAGGGUUUCAUAAAAAGGACAAUCUUAAUAUUUCAUGGAAUUUAUUAAAACUGGUCUUCUUGAUGCUAAUCAUUUGACACUUAAUUGAAGUGCAGAGUAAGUUACUCUUGAAAAAGGAUGAUUUAUCUCCUAAGGGUUCCUGCCUACAUCUCUUCAGUUAAUAAUGUUCAAAUGUUAAAAUCUCUUUGGAGAAUUUUCCCCCCAUACUUGCUUGUGAUGCUCUGAUAUGAGCAUGCAGUGGCUGAUAUUGUUGGUGUGUGUGGUUUUGCUAUACAACUUACAGUGCUAAUGCCUGAUGUAGAGAUGAUGAAUUUCUCCAUUUUAAAGACCCCCAUUAAUGGUGUAUGUUUCUAUAGGAUUGGAAUAUUCACACAGAAAAGUACUAACUUGGUUCAGUGUGAGCUCCUGGAAAGGGGAGGAGAGCAGUGAUAGAGCUUAAGAAGCCAGCUCCAUAAGAAUUGUAUAUCAGAGCACCCUUCCCUACAAGAUGCAUAAAGGAGUCAAGGGGGAGAAAUGCACCCUCAGUACUUUGUUUUGAGUGCCCCUAUCAUGUCUGGUGUGCCUUAAAUCUUACCUUUAAAUGAAGACUCUGUGGAUUGUUUACAGAUAAAAUUUAACACUAGGACCAGAUUGUCCUUUACAUUAAUAAUAAAUUUUCUUUCAUUUUAAAUCUCCCUUUAGGGUCACAUAAGGAUUAAUCAUUUUUUAAAAGUUAAUGCUUUUAAAAAGUUAGACAUGACUUAGUCUAAUUGGGUAAUGCUGCUUCAAAAGAAAUAGCUUGUCUUCUUAUUCCAAAACUGAAUCUAUCCAGUUAGGAAAAACGAUUGCCCUACUCUAUUUGUAGAUGAUUGCUGAGGCUUAAAACCAGAAAGGGGAAAGAAGGAACAGAUCUCCAGGUCCAGUGGUGCAGUGAAUCCUCUGCUUGAGUCUGUUACACUUAACUUGUGAAGCCGGUGAACUCUCACUGUCCUGCGGCUUCAUGUCUGUAGAGUUCUAAUGGUUUUGUGCCUCAAGUUUUUGUUACAUACCAUUGAAGACUGAGGUCUUCAAAUUAUGUAGAAUUUAACCUUUUUCUCUUGGAGAAAUUGACUCUGAUAGCUUUUAAUUUAAUCUUAGUGUGUUCUAGGAACAGUUUUCUUUAAGAGGACAAUUCCUCAGCAGUUAUGAUAGUUCUUUAGUAGAAAUAAUGGUUAAUCAAGUAUAUAUAUGUCCUGUCCUUCUCUGACUUCUGUGACUCUGAUUCCUUAAUUUGCAGCUAACAGCAGCCAUCAGGGUACCUCUGAGUUCCAGUGCAUUUUGUCUCUGUGUCUUGAAAGGGAGCAGGAACAUUUCUGGGGUUACACUGAUGUUUUCUUAAAGCAGAGUUUCCUAUGUGUUUAUGGUGCUGCUGUAAGAUAUUGCCUCUUAAAAACCGUGUUAAUUUUUGUAGAAUGAAUUUUUGAAGCUUUUCUUUGUGGAGAGUUUUUCCUACAAGGUAGUAAUGGGGAAUGGAUCAAAAUCCAGUCCUGAAUAAUUGAAUUUUCAGAUAUACCAUGGUCUGUAGAACUACCACUCCCCUCUCUGUCUUAUCAGAUGCUCUCUGUGUCAUCUUGUCCGCACACACUUUGAACUCCUGUACAGGUGACCAUCCCUCCCUCAGUCGGUGUCUUCAGUGUUUUGUAACAUUGCAAACUGAAUUUGACAGGUGGCUAAAACUUAGUCUGAAACUUGUACUUAAUGUACAGUUUAUGGAAAUAGCAACUGUUGAAAAAAAUUACUCAAUUGACUGCUCUUUAAGACCAUCCUUGUAUUCCAGGAGGCAGCAGGCUUCCCCACUGGACUCUUUCCAGGCAACCAGCAUACCAGUUGCGUCAGAUGAAGCUGUCAGAGUAGUCUUGCCCAGGCUUGGCUGGGCCACGGUGAGCACUGCCUGCCAGUGAUUCAGGUUUCUAUGGCCUGACCCAGGCUCCCGUCUGGCUGGAGAGCAUCCAGCCCUUUCCCUGCCUCAGUGCCACCUUUUUCUGGGCAAGGAACCAAGAAGUAAACUUUAUAAGCAGUGAACACUUAAGAUAAAUUUACAGCUAUAGCUGCUGAAGAAUGGAGAAAACUGAGCACCACUUCUUAAUUAAGAAUUGGAGAAUUCUUAAUUGUCCAGUAUAAAAGCAGUUUAGAUUAAGGUGUGCACGUGCCUACACAUGCCUGUGUUUCUAGGGAGCUCUUGCACUGGGUUUACAUAGGCAUCUGGGCUGCACUUUGAAUGAUACACUUGUGCUUUAGUAGGUUCACUGUUUUUAACUUGUUUGUUUCUUUUCACGAAAGGUUUUAAUCAACUAGGACAGGAAGCAUCAUUUCGUAUUUAACAGCAGAACCUUUGGAACAUUAACUUUUAAUGAAUGCGCUUGCAUUGUGAAGCAGGAGCCUACAAAGGCACCUAUUUUAAAUGAAAGUUCUGGCUUUGGAAGCCAGUACUUGGUGGAGUUUCAGAGCAGUCAGUGAUGGUUUCAGUCAGUGAUGCAUAGCUGUGUAGAGGAAGGGUACUCUGUGCACUCUUCCAGGUAUGAGAGUAUGCAACUUUGGAUCUUAAAAUUCUGUACACAUACACACUUUAUAUAUAUGUAUGUAUGUAUGAAAACAUGAAAUUAGUUUGUCAAAAAUGUGUGUUUAGUAUUUUAGCUUAGUGCAACUAUUUCCACAUUAUUUAUUAAAUUGAUCUAAGACACUUUCUUGUUGAUACCUUGAAUAAUAAUGUUCAAGGGUGCAAUGUGUAUUCCUUUAGAUUGUUAAAGCUUAAUUACUAUGAUUUGUAGUAAAUUAACUUUUAAAAUAUAUUUGAGCCCUUCUGUAGUGUAAUAGGGCUCUUACAGGGUGGGAAAGAUUUUAAUUUUGUGGUAGCUAAUUGAACAAAAUGACUUCAUUUUGCAUUUUGAUUUAUAGGAGUUUGCAUCUGGGUCCCAGGAACAUCUACUGGGGAUGACUGCUUCAGGCAGAUUGUGUUGAUGCUUUAAAAAAGAAAACAACAAUAAAACCUAAGUAACUUAGGGAGCCAGAACAUUUCAAAUCCACAUAGGCUCCUGUGACUCAUUCCCUAGAUUAAUAUGGAACACAGAUUUCAUUUAACUUCAUGUAUCAGUGUGUUGGAGAGGCAGGCUUUUUUCCGGUAACAAUAUUGCACACCAAAGGUUGCUAUUCAGUAAAAUCAGUAGAAGAAAUAAUCAUUGAGUGGCUUGGAAUAUGCAGGGACAAGAGACUAAAUGAGUCAUGUUUGUGAACGUACAUACCACCUUUCACCCACUCGCUAGUGGAGAAAUGCAAUUCAGAUUUCUGGACUCCAGAACCAAGCGAGCAAAUGACAGGAAAUAAAUUGUAAAAUUUGGUAAAGGGAUGUUGGACCCUGUGGUUAAUUAAAAAGAACUUAAUUACCUUCAGAAAAGGGAAUGGAAAGAAUACCUAAAUCCCUGUUUAAAUGGAAUUUAGUUAUAGACUAUGGGGUUCAAGUUAACUUUUCACCACGUCAUAGAUAUUUAAAGUAUCCUAAAAUAGCCUAAGCAGUCAUCACAGCAAGAAGUUGAUUUUCGGAAAUGUUAGCAUGGACCUCUCCUUGCCACCAUUGUUCAGCCAAGCAUAAAUUAUCAUUAUUAAAGACAAAAACAAGUUCUUUAAAUGAGUGUGGGAAAGCUCCCACCAAGAAAUUCUGAUAAUACUUGGUUUUGACCUCCUGUGACUUCUGUGUGGGGUUCCUUUGCAGCUUUUAACCAUUGGAAUUUUCUACCUGUUAGGUUCCUCUCUCAAAAGCACCUAUUUGGAAGCAUUGCCUUUCAAAUUGAGGCCAUGAUUAUCCCUGUUGUGGAGUCAGUUGUUGCUGUUCAAGGAGUGUUGCCAUUUCACAGCUGUACAAACCCCCUGGCGUGUCAUUAAUGUGAGUCAGCACUCGGCAGCACUGGGGUGGGAGUGGGGCUCACCAACAGAGCUGGCCCAGCCUCCGAGCCGGAAAAUGCAGGCGCCACCGUGGGGGCCAGGUGUGGAGUUGGUAAGCACAGUUAGGAAAGUACUGUAUCUAGCCUCCGUUCUGGAUGAUUUUAAGAAAUUUUGUAUAUGGAGGAUGGAAAUGCUUAUAUAUUUAUUGAAAAUCCUUUUAUGUUAUUUGAAAAUUAUUUGGUAAAUAAUUGCUAUUUGGGGAGGGUUUUGGAGGGGAGGUAACGCUGUUGAUAAAUUAUAAGCCUGUCAAUUGUGCAGAAAGGUACUGUUAGUGACUAAUAGGAUGCCUUUGUUUUGUACAUGACCCUAAUCUUUGUUUGAUAUUUCUUUUAUCCAAAAUAUUUAGGCAUCUGACAUUUUCAACCAAAAUUGCAAUUAUAUACUGUGAUUUUUAUUUGUUGCAAUACAUUAAAAUUUCAGAGGUACUUUGGGGUUCAAAAGCUAGGAUUUCUAAGUCAGUACAGUAUGUGCAUUUCACAAAAUAAAGCUGUUAAUGGUGAGCAAAGUAUUAUAUACUAACUAGAUUUUUCCACAUCUGUAUAGUAUAUUAUAUGUAUUUUGUGGUAUUGAGAUUAUAGAAAGUUUAGAGUGUCAAACGUGUUUAAUGUGUAUUUUUAAACAAAUUUAUGGCAAUUAAAAUAUUUGGAGACAAGGGUAUCACAUUUCAAUUUGUAAAAAUCUUUUUAACUCUACUGUGUCAUUAAGAUGCUUUGUAUAAUGCCAAACCAUAGCUGGAAAAACUAAGUUUAAUAAAUAUCAAAUAGAUUUUCUGUA
Molecule: messenger RNA, 8998 nt
Organism: Chinchilla lanigera (long-tailed chinchilla)
Lineage: Eukaryota; Metazoa; Chordata; Mammalia; Rodentia; Chinchillidae
Gene: Aff4
Product: AF4/FMR2 family, member 4
Exons: 20
Coding region: 5-3478 (1157 amino acids)
Biological process (GO): regulation of gene expression
Cellular component (GO): super elongation complex; nucleus
Source: RefSeq, a predicted model, not a curated record